This is a messenger RNA of Haplochromis burtoni (Burton's mouthbrooder), 3928 nucleotides long. RefSeq names its product zinc finger DHHC-type containing 1 (gene zdhhc1). Gene Ontology annotation, biological process: protein targeting to membrane; peptidyl-L-cysteine S-palmitoylation. Gene Ontology annotation, cellular component: endoplasmic reticulum; Golgi apparatus. The coding region runs from base 803 to 2491 and encodes 562 amino acids. Gene Ontology annotation, molecular function: protein-cysteine S-palmitoyltransferase activity. Lineage: Eukaryota; Metazoa; Chordata; Actinopteri; Cichliformes; Cichlidae. The transcript is spliced from 11 exons. The record is from RefSeq and is a predicted model, not a curated record.
CGGAGCUCGGUUUUUACAUUCAUAUAGUAGGCGGGGUCAGCUCCAGUUACCAAUAGGUGUGGACCUACGGCGUUACCAGGGAAACGGUUUACGAGGCUGGAAGACGCUAGGAGACGGUGGAAGGCAGCAGCAGAUAGGCUAACGGGUAUCAUGCUAGCAGGCUAAUGGGAUCCACAGCGAUCUUAAAUUUUUAAAACAGUCGUUCACCUUAAAUAUUAAACGUUACGCUCUGCGGUUGAUUUGCGGUUACCCUCCCCCCUCCGUCUGCCGGAGUGAGAGCAAGCAUGGCAGCAGCGGUGUCCCGCUAGUUAGCAGCUUAGCACGCUAUCUGGCGAGCUAAUCAGAAUUGUAUACCAAUCACAGUUUCUCCCUGAGCACCGGUCUCGGCGAGGCCGCUCGACAGUGGAUGAGCUUGGGUCCAGGGAUAAAACGAGGACUGCGGCUGCCGACCGGGAUGGAUGUGAGUUAACAGCUGGAGUACUGGGACGGUGUGGCCCAGAUCUGUGGAUCUCUGUGGUUUACCCCAAGAGCAGCCCCCUUCCCCUGGGACAAGGGGGACGGCAAAGCUUCACGCCGCUGCUCAGGCCCGGGCUCCGGGAUGAGAUGAGGCUCGGGUACCGGUUAACCAGGUGGGCUGCCCUCUCGUACAGCAGGAGGUCCGGUGGUGAGCUCAAACUCAUUGAUCAUGAAGCGGCUCUUUAUGCAGCUUCAGCCUGCGGUUACUCUCUCGCUCAUGUGAUGGAGACCACGCUCUGUGCCUGACAACAAACGGCAGCUCUUUGAUGCUGGAUGCGCGUUCGGGAUGGACGUGUGCUGUAGGAACCCGAACCGGACGGCGCCGGUCGGUGAGGACGGCCCACGGCGAGCUGACGUGCUGCUCUGCUCUCGGACCAACGGUUGGAGCUGGCCUCCGCACCCCUUUCAGCUGCUCGCCUGGCUGCUCUACAUCUACUUUGCCGUCACCGGGUUUGGCAUAUUCGUCCCCCUGCUGCCUGCACAUUGGAUCCCUGCGGGCUACAUCUGUACGGGCAUCAUGUUUGUGUGUCACCUGUUUGUCCACGUCAUGGCCGUGUCCAUCGAUCCAGCCGACUACAAUGUCAGAGCGAAGAGCGUCCGAGGCCCGGUCCCCGUGUUCGACCGCUCCAAACACGCGCACGUCAUCGAGAACUGCCACUGCUACCUGUGCCAGGUCGAAGUGGGACCGAAGUCGAAACAUUGUAGCGCCUGUAACAAGUGUGUGGCGAACUUCGACCAUCACUGCCGGUGGCUCAACAACUGUGUGGGCAGCAGGAACUAUAAGUUGUUCCUCCACAGUGUGAUCUCAGCUCUUUUGGGAGUUUGUCUCAUUCUUGUUGUUGCCUCCUACGUCUUCAUCGAGUUCUUUCUGGACCCCACUAAACUCCGCACCGACAAACACUUUCUGGUGAGGAAUGAGACAGGUGUGUGGUUCGUCUUCCUGCCCGUCGCGCCUCUCCGGUCAGCUGCACCGGUGAUUCCCGUCCUGGCUGCCAUCACAAUCGCUCUGGGUCUUCUGUCCUGCGUGUUGCUCUGCCACUUGCUUUGUUUCCACAUCUACCUGAUGUGGAACAGGCUCAGUACGUACGAGUACAUAGUGAGGCAGCGCCACCGUGUGGACAACAGAGACUUGAGGAAACCGGGAUCUGUGAAAGAGACGGCAGCUCCUUCAGUCCUCAAGGAUGUGAACUACUCAGGGACUCUGGGUUACACCAACCCUCAGCUGGACGUGCAGGAACCUACUGCUGUGGCCGUGCGAGGAGAGGCAGAGUUCCUUGCUAAUGGUAGAGUGAGGACUAUGUCCAGUCCUGUCAUGGAGGAAGAAGCUCCGCCCACUGUCUCUUCAGAGAUGAAAGCCAUAGCGGCACACACACAUCGACACACACAGAAGAAAAAGAAGAAGAAGGUACGUAAAGUCCCAGCAGAGGUGACCAGAGAGCGCUGCCCAGCCACAGCCCCGCCUCCCGCAGAGCCCAGCAAUGUGUCCACUGUGUCCUUGGGUCAGCGGCUUCCUUUCCCAGCAUUCCCCCUGAGGGCCACGCUGCCCCCCUUGGCCCCCACUUCAGGCCCCGUCCAGGCUGCCGCCCCUCCCGCCGAGUACCACUCAGAUUCUGCUGAGUCUCUGGAGGAGAUCCCGGUGGCGUUGGCCAAACUGGGCUCUUCGGCCUCUGCUGCUACAGCAGACACGUCUUCACACAGGCCUGUCCCGGCAUUCCCUCUGCCCUCACCACAGCCCAGGACUAAAAGGAAGGGCGCCUCCUCCCGCGCUAAGAACGCGGCGGAGCUGAGGUUCGAGAUGGCCACCACGCACCUUCCCUCAGUGUUCGUUAGCCGGGCGAGCGGAGAGGCCACUGAGCCCCUAGAGGAAGUCCUCAGCCUGGGCAGGAGGAAGACUGGACUGAGGCCCAGACCCGGGUCCAGACCAGCGUCCCGGGCAUCGCUGGGCUCAGGCGCUCCCUCUUGGAUGGAGCAGUAAUAAAGCAGACUGCUACUCUUUAUCUUUUUACAAUCACUUACUGGCACAGCUAUUUUACUUUUAUUCUGAAGGGUUUAUAUUGCUCUAUUUAUUGAUUUACUUUAAUUUUGAACGCCAAAGCUGACUUCCUGUUUAGGUCUCGGUAAAUGAAGUGUUUGUGGAUGUUUGUGUGUCUGUUCCUGUGGAGACUUUAUGGACACCUCCCAAUUGUUUUUUACUGUUUCCUGUCAAUCGGUCCUCUGCUACUUAACCUGGUCUCCAUGGUAACUGUGGGCCACAGAGACACCAGGUGCUUAAGAGUUUAAAUUUGAACCCCAAAAAGGCCAAUAAUGAGUCAAUGAAGUCAUCAGUAACUAAUCCGAUAAGUACCACUAAGCUAGAAAAUGAAGCUCAAAGCUUCAGCAAUUACAUCUUAUUUUAUUUAUCUUAUGUGAAAUCUGUAAUUUGGAGUUUCUGACACUCGUCAUUUUUCAGCCAAUCACAAAUGCUUUAAACGUCUGCCGGUUGUGUAGCUUCCACCCGCUGCUACACUGCAAACUGCGACACCAGGUUGAAUCCUAUUAAAGGAGCACUUCAGCAUUUAGUUCAUUCCAGAUAUCGAACAUCUGAAUUGGUGAUCUUUAGUUUUCUUAACUGGAAGCUAACAGGCUGUUGCUGCGUAGGUAGUGUGCAGCGUGGGCGUGGGAUCAGAGAAAAUGUCACCACGUAGCUCUUUCAGCCGUCACGUGUGAAUGAAGCAGCAUAAAGACAUGAAAGCUUAGAACGGCUCUUUCUUAACAGGAAUCAAGUUUUUCAGUAAAUGUUGAACCGCUCCUUUAAAUGUUUCAUUUUUUCCGACUCCUCCUGAAGUCUGUGUGCAGCUGGACAUGCUGAGGAUGCUUCACCUGUCAGCUGAUUUAACAAUAAAGAAUGAAAGCUGGUGCAUUUGUUACACGUUUAUAUCCAGAUGCUGGUCCGGAGAUUUAAUUCUUCUUCGUUUGCUGCACUUUCAGCUGUGCCUGCUUGUUCAUUCCUGAAGAGUCAUGACAGCAACUGGGUUUUCAGAUCAGAGCCACAGUAAUUAGUUGAUUAAGAAGCCUAAAAUCAAUCAAUUAAUUCAUAAAAAUCUUCUGUAGCCUCAUCAACACACAUGACUACGAUAAAGCAUUAAGCUACAAAUUUUGGUUUUGUAUAUGUAAAUGAGUACUCCAUCCACAUAAAAAGAAGAAAUUAAAUGCAAAUGAAGAUUUAAGCUUGUAUCCUGCUAGUGAAGCACUCAGAGUAUAGAAACAUGUAUAUAAAAGAUGGGCACACACCAUGACGUCACUCUGUUCUGUGAACCUUUUUCUCACUGUUUUAAGCUUUGAUUUGAGCAUUUUUGUGAUUGCUGUCUUUUUUAUUUGGAGUCACAAGUGACCAAAAUUGUUAAAUAAAUUUGAAAUAACAUGUAAUUUCAAA